Molecule: messenger RNA, 6207 nt
Organism: Oncorhynchus tshawytscha (Chinook salmon)
Lineage: Eukaryota; Metazoa; Chordata; Actinopteri; Salmoniformes; Salmonidae
Product: insulin receptor substrate 1-B
Exons: 4
Coding region: 1267-5100 (1277 amino acids)
Biological process (GO): insulin receptor signaling pathway
Cellular component (GO): plasma membrane; cytosol
Molecular function (GO): insulin receptor binding; phosphatidylinositol 3-kinase binding
Source: RefSeq, a predicted model, not a curated record
CAACUGAAAAGUUCAAUCAAGCCAAAUGUGCUCAGAGUUUCCAUCAUCGGGAUGCAAUUUGAUGAGGGUUGUAUUUUUGUUGAGUCUUGAGUGUUGUAUUUCUUGUUAUGAAAUGUCCCAAUCGUUCAACCGUGCAGCACAUGAUGUGAUCUUCAAAAUAACUUAGCAAAUACCACAAUAUUGGCUGAAGAACACGUAGGCAUAGGCAUUCCUCUAAGAACCAAACGGGAAUUCAUUCGAUUCGAAUUAAUCUCUCUCUUUCUCUCUCUCUCUCUCUCUGUAUACUCUGCCUCUCUCUCCCUCUUAAAUUAUCUCACAUACUAUGGACAAGUGUUGACUGACAACUUUUCAUAGUAGCUCCACGUCUAAGCGAUGGGACAGGAGCGGAGGGGACAGCGUUUACAGCGAAGUAGUCCGUACACUGCUGCAGCUACAGUACAUGGAUUAAAGCGCUCUGCCUACUCGCUAAAUAGUAGCGAUGUGCAUUCCGCAUCACUUGGCUCCGUUCAGUUUAAAAGAGCCGCAUAAUUUGCCUCCCAAACGGCUCUUCAUUGAAACUGCUGGAAAAUCGACCUAGAACCACGAAAAAAAAUGGCAAAUCUCCAAUGCAAAGACAAAAUAGUAAGUUACCAUGACCCUAUGUGAGAUCGUGAUAUGCAAGUUCAACUACAUUUUUACCUAGCCAAAUUGUUAGAUCGCCUGCAAAACGUUUUUUUUUUAAAUGCACUGCAAAAAUUAGAGUGGACCAGAAUAACCGCUAUUUAUUGUUUCUGCAUUCAGAAAUCCUCCAUCUUCAGAUAAUGAUUGUGUAACUUAGUUGUAAAAGCAGUAGUAAUAGUAGUAGUAUGCAAAUCAGGGAGCCAAAUGAACGGCUCUUUCACGAGAUGCGAUUUGGUUCCCAACGUUUGCCAAAAAAGAGCCGUUCGUUUGCGAACGACUCAUCACUACUACACAGUAGUAGCAGGCGCUUUCGCGCAGUUGCUGAAUGUGCUCGCCAGUGUGUUCGUGCAGAAAACUAAAGGAGAGACUGCUGAGUUGAACAAGGUAGUUAUUGCAACGAGAAAGGAAGGGGAUAUUUAGCUAAUCUUUUAAAAGACUAAACUGGACCAGAGGACCUCUCUCCCUUGCAUACAUGUGUUAAAGGGAGGGAGGGGAACGGCACAGAAUGAUGUUUGAAUUACCCUCUUCAGUUAACUUGCGAGAGUGUUUUUGCUGAGUUGAAAAUAUUAAGUUUAGGUUCGAGAAAAACAAGGUAACUCGAGCGCAAUGGAGAGCCAACCACCCGAGCCGCAAAUCUACGAGGACGUCCGAAAGAGCGGCUAUCUCCGCAAGCAGAAAUCCAUGCACCGGCGAUACUUCGUGCUCCGGACGGCCUCGGAGAGGGGCCCGGCCCGGCUCGAAUACUACGAGAGCGAGAAGAAAUUCAGAGGAAAGACACCCGUCCCCAAGAAAGCCCUGGUGCUGGAGACGUGUUUCAACAUCAAUAAGCGGGCUGAUGCCAAGAACAAGCACAUGCUAGUGCUGUACACUCGGGCGGAGAGCUUUGCCAUCGCGGCAGAAAACGAGGCGGACCAGGACGAAUGGUAUCAGGCCAUGGUGGAGCUGCAAUGCAAAAGUAAGGUGGCUAGUACCGACACCGGUCCGGGAGGGGACUACGGUGUACCCACCCCAGGCCCCGCCUUCAAGGAGGUGUGGCAGGUCAAGGUGUGGCCAAAGGGGCUGGGCCAGGCCAAGAACCUGGUGGGCGUCUACCGGCUGUGCCUGACUGAGAAGACAGUCAACUUCGUCAAGCUUAAUUCAGACGCCGCAGCCGUGGUCCUGCAACUGAUGAAUGUGAGGCGCUGCGGUCACUCCGAGAACUUCUUCUUCGUGGAGGUUGGUCGUUCCGCGGUCACGGGCCCCGGGGAGUUCUGGAUGCAGGUGGAUGACUCUGUGGUGGCCCAGAACAUGCAUGAGACCCUGCUGGAAGCCAUGAAGGCCUUGAGCGAGGAGUUCCGCCAACGCAGCAAGUCGCAAUCCAACUCCGGACCAGGAGGGGGCGCUACAGCCUCCAACCCCAUCAGCGUCCCCUCGCGACGCCACCACCCCAACCCGCCCCCCAGCCAGGUGGGCUUCACCCGCAGGCCCCGCACUGAGCCGCCUGGAGGGGCUGGAACUGGGGGCAACAGUGCCAAUGCAUCGCCCACUCCCCGCCACAGCUUCCCCAGGUCACGCACAGCCAGCGACGGGAGUAAAGGUGAAGAAGGUGUGGGUGGAGCGUGUGGAGGGGUAGGGCAGAGUUCCAGUCUUACUACCAACGGGUCCUGCUCCACCACGCCCAUCCUCAGGUCCAAAUCGGCCCGCUCGGCCCCCACCCUGGCUAAGAACAACCCCAUGGGCCUGAUGCGCUCUGUCUCCACCCCAUCCCCCUCCCCGGCCCCCAGCCUCUCCUCCAGCUCCGGCCACGGCUCCGAGUUUGGGAUAGUGGUGGGUGCGACCGGAGGAGGGGGUGGUGGAGCAGGGGCCAGUGCAUACAGCCGCGUCCCCUCGCACAACGCUUCCGUGUCGGGCUCCCCCAGCGACUAUGGCUCCUCGGACGAGUACGGCUCCAGCCCUGGGGAGCAAUCCUCCCACUCCCUCCUGGCCCCCUUCCCCAACAUGCCUGGAGGGUCAGCCGGGUCGGGCGGCCACGGUCAACCCCUGGACGAUGAGGCUGCUAACUACACCCUAAUGGGUCAGCGUGGUGGUGGAGCCACGUCAUCUGGCUGUCUGCCUGCUGGUGCAUCCAGCUCAGCCCCUUCCCACCAGGCCCAGACCAAGAGGGUCUUGCGUCGCUCCUCCAGCCGGGAAUGUGAGGCUGAGAGGGGGCUGCUGAGCAAGCGGGCGUCCCUGCCCCCCAUGGCACUGGAGCGCCUGGCCCCACGGCCCCGCAGGGGGGAGGAGGAGCAGGACGAGGAUGCGGCCGACUACGCCAUCAUGUCACGAAGCACCAGCAGGGAGUCCUUCACCACCUCCUCCUCUUCACGGAGAGAUUCUGAAAUAAGCCCUGGUGGAGAGGGGGGAGGAGGGGGGUACCUGGAUGUGGCUGGAGAGUUGGGUGGAGGUGGAGGUGUAGUGCGGGAUAAUGGCUACAUGUCCAUGCUCCCGGGAGGAGUGACCCAACCCCCUGUCAACCUCACCAACUCUCUUUCCGCCUCGGUUGCUGACGAGUCCAAGCUGGCGGACGACUACAUGGCCAUGACACCCAACAACAGCGUAUCACCGCCACAACAGAUCCGGCCCCCUCCCGGAGACGGCUACAUGAUGAUGUCACCCAACAGCAGCUGCUCUCCGGACCAGCGUGGUGGCCUGGCAGGCGGGGCCUGGGUGGGCAGCAGCAGCGCGGACAGCCGGGCGGGCAGCGACUACAUGAACAUGUCCCCCAUCAGCGCCCGCUCGGCCAACAGCAGCCCCCCUCCCCCCGAGCACACCCCUCAGACAGACCCCCAUCCCCUUCAGCAGGCCCCUCAGACAGACCCCCAUCCCCUUCAGCAGGCUCCCAAGAUGGUCUACUCCUACUACUCACUGCCCCGCUCCUAUAAACACACACCACCUGGUGGACACUUUGAGGACGGCCGAGGAAGGAGGCCCAAUGGGAGCGGUGGUGGUAGAGGGGUUGGCAGGGCAGUGGGUGGUCGUCAGGACCCCAAUUUGGGUGCGGUCCAAGGUCGCCACCUGUCCCUCUCCUCGUCCUCAUACUCCUCCAGCUCGGCCAGCAGUGAGAGCCUAGGGGAGAAUGAGGACAGGUCUUCCCAGGGAGCAGGCCCCUCAGGUGGGGGAGCUCACUCUAAAGACAUAGGGCUCCUCCAGCAGAGACGGGCGGCCCCCAAGCAGGGCCAGCAAGGGGGGGCCAGGACCCGGCCGGUCAGCCUGUUUGUGGACGUUUCCAAAGCCAACACCCUCCCCAGGGUCCGUGAGAACCCCCUCCCCCCGGAGCCCAAGAGCCCAGGGGAGUAUGUGAGCAUCCAGUUCAGAGGAGGGCCAGGAGGUGCGGAAGGGAGGGGACUCAGACAUGGGAUGUCCCUCCCUCGCGGUUCCAGCCAGCGCCCCUCACACCAGCCCACGUCCUGCCUGGGGGGGUUCCUGCCCCUCUCCCGCAGCCCCUCUGCCCCCCUGACACCCCUCACCCCACCAUCAGCCUCUGAGUAUGUCAACAUGGACCUGGGGCCCUCUCCGUCCCCCUCGCCCCUCUCCCUGACACCGCUGGGCUUCCCUUCCUUCCCCACCCCUCCUACGCCCCCUCCCAUAGCCCUGGCACCCAAGGCCCACGGUGUGCUCAGGGUGUCCCCUCAGCAGCAAGGGGAACCCGAGGGGGCUGAAGCAGGGCCCAGGAUAAACAAACAGACUACCCGCGUUGUGGUGACUCAAUCAGAAUCCCCAACCUCCUGCGGGGACUAUACAGAGAUGGCCUUCAGCCUGAACAACAACAGCAUUGCCAGCUCCAUGUCCAACAACACCUCCUCCAAAGCCCCCUCCCCAGCCAGCCCCAAGCCACCAGUCCCUGUCCUCACCUUGGGCCUGGACUUCCCCCUGGCCAAAACCGGGCCCAACCCGGACCACGGCGCUAAAGUGAUCCGGGCCGACGCCCAGGGCCGCAGACGCCACUGCUCCGAAACCUUCCUCCCCUCCCCCUCUCUCCCUCCCCAAUCCUCCAACUCUUCCUCUGUCGCCUCCCUCUUCCCGGAGCACGCCCAGGCUGUGGCUCGCCGUCUGGGGUUGGAGGGCGUGCUGUGGGGAAACGGAGCAUCAGCCGAGCAUCUCCCCUCGCAGUUCCUCCAUCCUGGGCCUGGCCUGCCCUCUGCCCAGACUUCAUCCAUGGAGCAAGGCCUCAACUACAUAGACUUGGACUUGGCUAACAAAGAGAACCCUCAUGCAGCCCUAGACGGGUCUUCAACCGUCCAGGCCAACCCCCUUCGCCUCUACUCGUCCAUGUUGACUGGGGGGGCUGGGGUGGUGGUGUCCGGGGCUGGAGUGGGGGGCAGUGUAGGCUCCAACCUCAACACCUAUGCCAGCAUCGACUUCUACAAGUCAGAGGAGUUGCGAACGCAUCAGAACGGAAACAAGGAUGGUACAGAAUGCUGAUGUCUAUGGCCUUGGAAUUAUGGGGGAGAAAUUACAGGAGACUUGGAGAUCCCUAAGCUCCUCAUCCUUUUGUGACAACCAAUGGGAAGAGAGAGAAGUUGGACUGGUCACGCCCCUGAAAGCACUUUGGAAAGACGGAUGGAAAACCUUUAUUUUGUUGCUUUCAGUUUAUUGGUUGCGAUACCAAUGGGGAUGCGUGCCCAUUCUAGUCCGUGAAGGGAGGACUCUCAGCCAAUAAGAGAGAAGAAUAAAGACUGACUGCGGACCGGGAGCCAAUGAUAUUUUUCGAUCAUCAACCUAAAUGAAAACACAAUUAACCAAUCAAAAAGCAGGAUUUCAUCUAAUGAUGGCUGAAUAUACAUAGUAUUAUAAGGAAAUAUAUAGAAGUAUAUAUCUUUUCAAAAGUGCCUCAUUUUUUUAUUGUAGCCAUUUUACAAAGAACUUAGCAUUGACUAAGGAACUGAAGAAGCUUCAGUUUUUGUGCUCCUUUUGAAGUAGAAUAUGUUGUGGCGACCAGAUGUAACGGACAAAGAAGAGAGCACUGGUACUGGUAUAUAUUUGGAAUAAUAACGAUGAUGAUGAUGAUGAUAAUAAUAAUAAUAGCAAUUAGCUGGCCUGACUGUGUUACUGUGAGAGAUGUUAGCGGCAUAGCUUCUAAUGACUUUAUGCUCACUGCUUCAAUGUAGCUGACAGACGUUUCUCUCUCUCCACUCUCUUUCAAUAUCUCUAUCUCUCUCUGCCCACACCUCUCAUCCAAGAAUGCAGAGUUAUUCUAUAUCACAUAUCAACAUGCUCACAUACUACACAAUAUGCUCUGGUCAAUAUGUAUUUAAUGCACAGAGAGACACUUGGCACUUGUUGCCGAUAAAGACAACUAAAAAAAACAAUUGUAUGGAACUAUAUUUAACCAUAAAUAGUUCUUUCAAAUACUUGUAUUAAUUAUAACACAGAAAUAGAUUACUCCACAAUUUCCGUAAUCUUAGCCUGUCUACACUGAACAAAAUAUAAAACGCAACAUGUAAAGUGUUGGUCCCAUAUUUCAUGAGCUGAAAUAAAAGAUACCAGAAAUGUUCCAUACACACAAAAAGCUUAUUCUUUAGCUCCCGA